Molecule: messenger RNA, 615 nt
Organism: Solanum stenotomum
Lineage: Eukaryota; Viridiplantae; Streptophyta; Magnoliopsida; Solanales; Solanaceae
Exons: 2
Coding region: 1-615 (204 amino acids)
Molecular function (GO): nucleic acid binding; zinc ion binding
Source: RefSeq, a predicted model, not a curated record
AUGCUUCCACGAAGACCAGUCAGAGAUCUUCCAGCUAGGAGGAAUGUUAAGGAACAAGAGUUACCCAAUGCACCUGAAGCGCAACAGCAAGGAGAAGUUACUAAUGCUGAGUUCAGAGAAGCAAUUAGAAUGUUUAGUCAAGCUGUGACUAACCAGGUUGGUCAGCAAAGAGGAGCUCGACAAGAAGGGGCUGACACUUCGAGGAUUCGUGAAAUCUUGAGGAUGAAUCCCCCAUGUUUCACUGGUUCGAGUACUACUGAGGAUCCAAAGAACUUUAUUGAAGAACUGAAAAAGGUAUUCGAUGUGAUGCACGUUGCUGAUACUGAAAGAGUUGAGCUAGCUGCAUAUCAAAUGAAGAAUGUUGCUAGGACCUGGUUUGAUCAGUUGAAAGGGGUUAGAGCUGAGGAUGCACCACCUGCGAGGUGUGGUAGAACCCACCCAGGACAGUGUCACCAGGGCCAGACAGGUUGUUUCAACUGUAGACAAGAGGGUGAAUUCAUGCGAGAGUGUCCAAAGAACAUGCAAGGAAAUGAUAGUGCGGAGGAACAAACCGCUUAUAUGCUAUCAACAGUCGCCAAGAGAAAGAGGAUUCACCAGAUGUGGUCACUGGUAUGA